AUGUUAGCGGUGGGACAGAUGGAUGCUAAUCGCCAGAGCGCAUUCGUCCUUAGCAGUGCGCCUCUAGCCGCGCUGCACAACAUGGCCGAGAUGAAGACCUCCCUGUUCCCCUACGCCCUGCAGAACCCCUCCGGUUUCAAGGCGCCGGCCCUGGGCGGACUCAACACUCAGCUCCCCUUGGGGACACCGCACGGAAUCAGCGACAUCCUGGGGCGGCCCGUGGGCAGUGCCAGCAACCUGCUGGGCGGCCUGCCCCGCAUCAACGGGCUGGCGGCCUCGGCCGGGAUGUACUUCAGCCCCGCUGCCGUCUCCCGCUACCCGAAGCCGCUGGCGGAGCUGCCGGGACGGCCGCCUAUUUUCUGGCCGGGAGUGGUGCAAGGCUCUCCCUGGAGAGACCCCCGGCUCACCUGUCCCGCUCAGACUGGGAUGGUUUUGGACAAGGACGGCAAGAAGAAGCACUCUCGACCGACUUUCUCUGGGCAGCAGAUAUUCGCUUUAGAGAAAACCUUCGAACAGACAAAAUACUUGGCAGGACCGGAGCGCGCCCGGCUCGCCUACUCCCUGGGGAUGACUGAGAGCCAGGUGAAGGUUUGGUUCCAGAACAGACGGACCAAGUGGCGGAAGAGACACGCGGCAGAGAUGGCCUCGGCAAAGAAGAAGCACGACUCGGAGACAGAGAAGCUGAAGGAGAGCUCGGACAAUGAGGACGAUGACGAAUACAACAAGCCCCUGGACCCCAACUCAGACGAUGAAAAAAUCACGAGGCUAUUGAAAAAGCACAAAUCCACGAACCUGUCCCUCGUCAGCCCCUGCAGCACCAGCUCGGAUACGUUGUGA
Messenger RNA from Cinclus cinclus, 837 nucleotides. It is a transcript of the gene NKX6-2, whose product is annotated as NK6 homeobox 2. NCBI's taxonomy places the organism in Eukaryota, Metazoa, Chordata, Aves, Passeriformes, Cinclidae. The coding region runs from base 1 to 837 and encodes 278 amino acids. The transcript is spliced from 3 exons. The record is from RefSeq and is a predicted model, not a curated record. Gene Ontology annotation, biological process: regulation of transcription by RNA polymerase II; cell differentiation. Gene Ontology annotation, molecular function: DNA-binding transcription factor activity, RNA polymerase II-specific; RNA polymerase II cis-regulatory region sequence-specific DNA binding. Gene Ontology annotation, cellular component: nucleus.